This is a messenger RNA of Opisthorchis viverrini, 4302 nucleotides long. RefSeq lists its product as hypothetical. The record is from RefSeq and is a predicted model, not a curated record. Gene Ontology annotation, molecular function: 18S rRNA cytidine N-acetyltransferase activity; ATP binding; tRNA binding. The annotation marks the transcript as partial. The transcript has 16 exons. Gene Ontology annotation, biological process: rRNA acetylation involved in maturation of SSU-rRNA. Gene Ontology annotation, cellular component: nucleolus; 90S preribosome. NCBI's taxonomy places the organism in Eukaryota, Metazoa, Platyhelminthes, Trematoda, Opisthorchiida, Opisthorchiidae.
AUAAUCCAAUUGGCUCAAUUGCCACUUCUCCCGGAAUCAGGCCUGUCGAAGCACAGCUAUUCUGUUGAUCACUUCCGAGGAGCUUCAGUAGCUCAAUACCCCCAAGUUGAUCUGACUGGAAAGCCGCUCCGUACUCCUAGUCACGGCAAUGAAGGUUGGUUAGGAAGUGAAUGUAGGAAAGUGAAAGUUGCUAUGCUAUCAGCUUUUAGAACACUGUCAGAGCCAUCCGUUCUGACAAUGAGGUCAUCAGAUCUUUUUGUUGCCAGGACAGCCAUACCAGGAUCUAGCAACUAUGGUGGUGGAUGUAGAUCCUUCAAAACGCCGGAUAGAGGACUGUCACGAAGGGUCUGUACCUUAAUGCACGGCUUCGCACUGCAAUGUGCUCCCGUGUAUCUCGCCUCGUACGUUGAUCUGAAAAACCGCCCCCAAUCAGUUGCACGUGAGAUGGGCAAACUGCAAAAGUUGGACAAUCGAAUCCAAACUAUACUACAAAAUGGCAUACAAUCGAAACACCGAACAGUGUUCAUCAUGGUGGGUAACAAGGGACAAGACCAAGUUCCUAUCAUGCACCAGAUCCUCAAUUCCUUAUUCAACAAAGGACGUCUGAGCCUUUUAUGGUGUUACAAAAAGGAGUUGUCAUUUAGCACGCAUCGGAAGAAAAACCUGAAGCUGCUCAAUAAGAAACGCAAGGCUGGCGUGACUAGUGACGCCACAAUUUUCGAGCAGUUCAUUUGUACCACCGAUAUUCGAUGGUGCUACUACCAUGAAACGGACAAGAUUCUGGGUCAAACCUUUGAUAUGUGCAUUCUGCAAGAUUUUGAAGCGCUUACCCCGAACACACUGGCACGGACCAUCGAAACAGUCAGUGGUGGGGGGUUGAUUGUUUUUCUCCUCAAAUCGAUGGAUUCCCUUCGACAAUUAUGCACUAUGGCAAUGGAUGUUCAUUCACGCUAUCGAACCGAAGCUCACCAGGAUGUGGUUUGUCGAUUCAACGAGCGGUUUCUCUUGUCUCUCACCAGUAAUUCGCGAUGUCUUGUCUUGGACGAUCGUUGGCAGGUACUACCCUUAUCGAAGAAGGUCUUAGCUGGAUUACAAGCAGGCAGACAGGCAACAAAUUCAGUUCCACUGACAGCGGAGCAACAAGAAUUGCAAAAGCUGAAGGUAUCCUUGGCCGAGGACGGAUCACCUUUUGCGCCUUUGGUCAAAUUAUGCGUCACAUUAGACCAGGCUCGAGGUUUAGUUCAGUUCUGCGCCUCGGUCGCAUCUACAUCCCAGGCGGCCUCGGUCCAAACACAGACAGUGACAAACAACAAGUCUGUAGCACGUUGUCUUCUCAGCGCCGUCGGUUCCGCUCAAGCUCAAGUGGAGGCUUCGUCUUCAAUUGUGAUUGUUACCGCUAGUCGAGGUCGAGGAAAGUCAGCCGCCCUUGGACUCGGUCUAGCAGCUGCCAUCGAAGCUGGCUUGCCAAACCUCUAUGUGACGGCUCCCAGUCCAGAAAACCUGAGCACUCUGAUGCAAUUUGUCGUUCGUGGCUUGACCGCCUUCGGCUACGAGGAACACCAAGAUUAUGCAGUGACAAAGUCCACCGAUCCAAAUUACAACCAUGCAAUAAUUCGAAUCGAUGUGCAUCGACAAAACCACCGCCAGUCUUUAGUCUACUUGAGUCCUUGGGAGCUGGCCAGUCAGAUGGGAGGGAUUGGGAGUCAACAGGCUGAUCUGGUUUGUAUCGACGAAGCGGCUGCAAUCCCGUUGACCCUGGUUCGUCUGAUCAUAACGGGUCCGAGAUUAGCGUUUAUGGCAUCCACGGUUAAUGGGUAUGAGGGCACGGGGCGUUCUUUGUCCCUCAAACUUAUCAAACAGUUGCGUACGGAGUGUCGAUUGUCCGAUACCACAAUACGAUUACAACCGAAACCGGUCUUACCGGGUACAGUUUCUAAUCCAAAAGUAACGCAGCCUUCCGGCAACAAGGAAGCAGUACCGGUUUCGCUCGGAAAGAGUUUCCGAACAGCCGACACAUCACGUGUUCUUUAUGAGGUCACUUUGAACGAAGCUAUUCGUUACGCGAACGGUGACCCGGUGGAAGCGUGGCUAAACGAACUGUUAUGUUUGGAUUGCGGUUCCUGUCUGAUGUCAGAUGUGGGUGGCAAUUUGGAUGCCUACUACCCCCCGGUGGAUCAGUGUCAGCUGUACUACGUCAAUCGAGACACUCUGUUCGCAUAUCACAAAUCAACCGAGAUUUUCCUUCAUCGCUUGAUGGCACUGUACGUGGCUUCCCACUACAAGAACUCGCCCAACGAUCUUCAGCUUUUAUCCGAUGCUCCGGCUCAUCAUAUCUUUUGUCUACUUGCCCCGUACAACCCAGAAUCUGGAAAGGUUCCGGAAAUUCUGUGUGUGCUACAAGUGUGUUUGGAAGGUCUCAUCAACAAAGAUCGUGUCAUGCGAAGUCUUUCUCGGGGAUUGCGUCCUUCGGGUGAUUUGAUACCCUGGACAAUCAGUCAGCAGUUUUGCGAUCCCAGUUUUGGCAGUCUGUCCGGUGCACGUGUCGUACGGAUCGCCACACAUCCGGAAUAUCAGAACCUUGGUUACGGCACACGUGCUCUGAAUUUACUGCAUGACUACUACGGUGGAAAAGUAAAGUUGCAGCUGCCUGACACAAGUGAAGAACUUGACAAGAGUUCAACGAGUAAAAAUUCUUCCUCAGUUGAACGAGAAGAAGCAAUGUUGGUUGAUGACGACGAAGAGGAGGAUGAAGAGGAAGAGGAAGAACAGAUUGACCAAAUCAACUCGGAUGAAGAUGCGGAGGACCUUGAAGAACCUUGUGAUGGAGCUACUAAAUCCCCUGGCUCACGUUUACUAACAGAGUCCAUCGAACGACGCGGUCCCAGCAACCUUCCACCGCUUUUGAGCCGUUUGAAUGAACGAGCUCCGGAACCGCUUGAUUAUAUUGGCGUAUCUUUUGGGGCGACGCCGAGUCUUUUACGGUUUUGGAAACGUUCAGGUUAUAUUCCAGUCUACCUACGCCAAACGCUUAAUGAACUAACCGGGGAGUUUACGUGCAUCAUGUUGAAACAACUCAACGAAUCAUCUGUUUUCAGCCAAACUGAAAAUUGGCUAUGCAAGUACCAUCAAGACUUUGUCCAUCGGUUUGUAUCCCUUUUGCCCGGAUGUUUCCGUUACAUGGAUGCCGCCUAUGCCUUGGAGCUCGUCCACAACAAGGCCACACGGUAUCUGGCUGGUCAAGAGUUGACUCCCGACCAAGCCCAAUCAGUAUUCACUCGAAUUGAUUUGGAACGCCUGCAUAACUACACAAGGUCACUGGUUGACUUCCACGUGGUUAGCGAUCUGUUGCCACGACUAGCGCAUCUGUAUUUCAACAGGCGCCUGCCCGAAGUAAAAUUGAACAAAACCCAGCAGGUCAUUCUUUUGGGGCUCGGCCUGCAGCACAAGACUGUCGAGCGCCUGGCAGCUGAGUUCGGUCGCCUUUUGGGUGACAGCGGCAAAACGAGAACAGCGGAUUGUAGUCGCUCCGCUGAUACCGGCGUUGUCCUGGCGCAGGCCGAAGAAAAGAAGAUGGACAGCACCAGUGGCCUUUCUGCUACGGCACAUCGGGCUGCGCAUGAUUUGGAUGUGCAAGACAAAACACCUGAUUCUGGAUGGAGCAAGCGGAUAAGAGGUCUGUUAUUUGUUCUCGUUCGUGAACUGGUUCGUUCAUUGGACUCAGUUGUCGGUUCGAGCAGCAACUCUGAUCACUCCGCCAAUCCUGCGACACAGUUGGUAGCAACUUCGGUUGGGGGCAGUCUAACCAUGACACUCGACGAAUCUGGUCAAGAGCUUGAGGAAAAUGACGAGGCUUCCGAGGGCGACGACGAAACCGAGAAUGAGGACGAUGAUGACGAAGAAGUCUCCCGUUUGAACCAAUCAACUCUGAAUGACGCCGAAAUAAACCGCCGUGCUUCAUUAGUACGCCAGCUGAUGUCCGAAGAGCUGACCACUGGGGGUGGUGGAGGACUGGGCUCGUUGGAGCGGUACAAAGUUCACGGAUCGGAGAGCGACUGGGCUCAAGCUAUUGUGGGGCACGGGUCCGACUUGAGCACCCUCAAUGUAAAGCUGCCAUCAACUCAAAAGAGUUCAGACGAUCAGCCAAAAAAGAAACGACACAAACAUGGUGCCGGAAUUGUCAAACACGCUCCACCCGGAAAGAAGAAAAAGCAUUUUAUUAAACAGUAAUUAUCAUCCCGGAAUGGCAUUCCCGUGUACAGUAGAUAUUGUUGUUGAUAUGACAUACAUCCAUUUGAGAAUACG